AUGAGUCUUGUGAAUCCAAUCACAACAUGGUAUCAGACAAAGUUCAUGAACGAUCUUUCAAGCAGCAGAUUCAGAUCCGUACACGUUUUUUCUUUUCUUCCUCAUCCACUGAAGAAUAAUAAACUGCCCAUUUCUUACCUUUCCCCAAAUCCCACAAAAAAAUUCAUAUCAGCAAUUUUAACCAAAGAACAAGGCAGCAAAAGCAUAAGCCAAGAAGAGCCCACUUUCGAUUUCAAUGCUUAUAUGUUUGACAAGGCAAGUUCUGUAAACAGGGCUUUGGACAAUGCAGUCUUGUUGAAGGAGCCUUUGAUAAUUCACGAAUCCAUGAGAUAUUCACUUCUUGCUGGAGGCAAAAGGGUUCGGCCUAUGCUGUGUAUUGCUGCGUGUGAGCUUGUGGGUGGGGAUGAAUCCACUGCUAUGCCUGCAGCUUGUGCUGUUGAAAUGAUCCACACCAUGUCUUUGAUUCAUGAUGAUCUUCCAUGUAUGGAUAAUGAUGAUUUGCGGCGGGGGAAGCCCACAAAUCACAAAGUGUUCGGUGAAAAUGUGGCUGUUUUGACUGGUGAUGCACUUCUUUCAUUUGCCUUUGAGCACAUGGCCACUGCAACAAAAGGGGUGUCUUCAGAUAGGAUGGUCAGAAUGGUAGGAGAAUUGGCAAAUUGUGUUGGAUCAGAAGGACUAGUGGCUGGACAGAUAGUUGAUAUAUUCUCAGAGGGAUUACCCGAUGUGGGAUUAGAGCAUUUGGAAUACAUUCAUAUACACAAAACUGCAGUUUUAUUAGAGGCAUCAGUGGUUCUUGGUGCUAUUUCAGGUGGUGCAAAUGAUGAAGAAAUUGCUAAAUUGAGAAAAUUUUCUAGGUGUAUUGGGCUCUUGUUUCAGGUGGUGGAUGACAUUCUUGACGUCACAAAAUCUUCUCAAGAAUUGGGGAAGACGGCCGGAAAAGAUUUAGCGACUGAUAAAAUGACUUAUCCAAAGCUUCUUGGCAUUGAGAAAUCUCGAGAAUUCGCUGAGAAAUUGAAUAGGGAGGCUCGAGAACAGCUCGCUGGAUUUGAUCCUGAAAAGGCUGCUCCAUUGAUUGCCUUGACCAAUUAUAUUGCUUAUAGGAAUAAUUGA
Molecule: messenger RNA, 1110 nt
Organism: Fraxinus pennsylvanica
Lineage: Eukaryota; Viridiplantae; Streptophyta; Magnoliopsida; Lamiales; Oleaceae
Source: the annotation of a GenBank genome assembly